UUAAGACAUGUCCUGGCCCUCUAGGGAACAAACCAUUUCAGCAUCAGAAACAAAAAAGCAUUUGUGCUCCGCGGGUUACAAUGGACCAUCAGUACUGUAAUGCGAGCAUGGAAGGGAUUGAGAGCAAAGGAAGAGAAGUGGUGAUCAUGGCAAAACCUGCUCCUGCGGGUGCUUGUGAAUUGCUUAUGAGGGUUUUGGCGUUGGCACUGACUCUUGGGGCUGCUAUAACUAUUGGGGCGGAUAAACAGACCAAGGUUGUUUCAAUCCAGUUACUAGAUACUUUGCCACCUUUGAAUGUUCCUGUUACUGCUAAAUGGCAUUACCUCUCUGCCUUGGUCUACUUUGUGGUGGCAAAUGCAAUAGCAUGUGCAUACGCAGCCUUCUCUGUACUCCUUGCCCUCACAAAUAGAGGUAAAACCAAAGCUUUGUGGACAUUGAUCACCGUCCUUGAUGCAAUCAUGGUGGCAUUGCUCUUUUCUGGGAAUGGAGCCGCCACCGCAGUAGGUGUCAUUGGCUUCCGUGGAAACUCACAUGUGCAAUGGAACAAGGUGUGCAAUGUCUUCGGGAAAUUUUGUGAUCAACUAGCUGCUUCCCUUAUUCUGUCACUGCUUGGAUCAGUAGUAUUCCUCUUGCUCGUGGUGGUUCCUAUGUUGAGGCUUCAUCGGUGAACUUAGUUAAUUAAUAAACCUAAUGUUUAUUAUAUCCACAAGUUUAUUAAGAAAUCUAGUACCGCAAUAUGUGUGAGCAUGUUUAUUGUCAUGUGACCUCAACUCAUAGGUUCCAGUUUAUUAUAUAUAUGUAUGAAAAACUUAUAAUGUAGAAAAAUUUGUAUGUGUUCGAUC
Messenger RNA from Gastrolobium bilobum, 842 nucleotides. Its product is annotated as CASP-like protein 1E2. The record is from RefSeq and is a predicted model, not a curated record. Lineage: Eukaryota; Viridiplantae; Streptophyta; Magnoliopsida; Fabales; Fabaceae. The transcript has 2 exons. Bases 81 to 668 code for a protein of 195 amino acids.